Molecule: messenger RNA, 2124 nt
Organism: Leptopilina heterotoma
Lineage: Eukaryota; Metazoa; Arthropoda; Insecta; Hymenoptera; Figitidae
Exons: 7
Coding region: 748-1434 (228 amino acids)
Source: RefSeq, a predicted model, not a curated record
UUUGUUUUUGCUUUCUUUUUUUAAUUCUUAUUCUUAUACUGUAUAUGAAUGUUUAUAAUAUUAUUCGAUGUUUGUUACCAAUUGUUAAAAAAUUGGGAGGAAAAAAAAAUAAGACGAGUAUUUCUGUUUUUUGAAUUUAGUCAUGUUUUGUGGUGUUAUAAUUAAAAAAAAAAAAAAGAAAAAAAAGAAAACGUUUGUAUAUUGCAAUAAACAUGAAUCAGACUUGGAAGAAAAUAUAAUUCUUGACUCUUGUUGUGAAGAAAAAAGAAAUUAUCAACAUUGAUUACCAAACGCGCAAUCUCGUCUGAAUCGUUCGUUUAUCAAAAAUAAUAAUCAGUACUGUUGCGAGUUGACUAGUGUGUUACAAAACUUUUCAACGCGAAGUGUCCUACAUUCUUUUUUUUGUGUUACAAUUUUAAUUCUUUGUUAUAAAUUCAAUUUUUUUGGUUCUAUUUUAAUUUUUUGUUUUAAUUUUACUUUUUUGUUUUAAUUUUAAUUUUAUUUUCUGUUUUAAUUUUAACCUUUUUACUUUUAUUCUCAUUUUUUAUUGAAAUUCGAAAAUGAAUUUUCUUCCUACGCUUUUAAAAAAACUGUCACGCAACGUUUAAGCAAGCGUGUGAUAAAUAUUCGGUUUAUAAAAAUGUUGAAAAUUCAAAUCUAUACAAAUUUCAUUAACAAUAGAACGUACAAUUUUCGAUGUUGCUGUGUUUAUACGAAAACGUAGCUUUUCUAGACUAACAUAUCGGAAUGAAGAUCAACACGAAUGAGACGAUGGAACGAGCCCCGAGAGUCGAAACUCCAGCCGUUAUCACGAAUGUUUGUCGGCGAAGUGGAAACGAAAUUGACAAUGUGGUGUCGAGAAUUCCCUCGACCUUAAGUGUGACGGCCGUGGAUGUCGUUGUUGCCUGCCAGCCUUCACCGUCUCAUUCGAUCCUGACAUUGACCCCCGGAAGGACUCGUAACAUCGACCAGGACAUGGAAGCCUUAAGGCUCAGUCGCCAGGACAAUCCAUUUCUCCAGGUUCUGGCGAGUCGAGAAAAUCUAGUCGAGUCAAUAGAGGAAUCAGAGUCCGACGACGCAAUACUGAUGGCACAGGAAUUAGGAGAUACGGAUCCACUUACCUUAGCACAAGUACACGAGCAUCUGGUUAGAAGUCCUCCACCUGCCUCAUGGUCAACUACGCCUAUGUUCCAUUUUUCACAUCAAAAUAAUAGCGGUAGAAGUGACUCUUCAACUAUUUUCAAGAGUCCACCGAAAACCCCAGCCAGACACAGCAGCGAAAUUGAAGUGAGAAGUGAUCCACCUACAGACAUAAGAGAUCGACACUCACAUCCGUUCUCUCUACUAAAUCCAACACCAAUUCGUUCCCUGUCGGAAGUUCGUCGAUUACACAGAUCGGCAGAUGACAGUGUUCAACUAAUGUCAUCGGAAUGAAAUUUUUUCUAAUCGCCAAAAAAUAUUUGGCCAAGACAUAUGGGAAAACCAACGAAUCACUUAUUAUUCCACUUAUAAUAAAGUGAACGGUUUAAAAUUGUUAUCAAUUUUUUGAUAUAUCAAUAAGGGUCGAAAAUGAGAUUCUGGUACUACGAUAUCAUACAUAUUAUUAUGAUAAUCAGAAAAAAAAUCAGUUUCUUCAAAGACCGAUAGAAAAUGUAACAAAAAAAAAAUAAAAUUCGCCUUGAACUAUUCCUGAUGACACUUUGUACAUUAUUAUAAAAGACAAAAAAACAUGAAAACAAAGAAGAAGAAGAAGAAGAAGAAAAAGUGUUUGACUUGGCAAUCUUUAUCUCUAUGAAGAGCUUAUAAGCUAGUAAAUGCCUUACUGAUUGUGAAUUUAAAAUUCUCGAUUUGCUAUAAAAACGAUACUAAAUCUUUCUUCGUUCCACAUUCGGGAAUUAUUAGAGAAAAAUUGCUGUAAUGUAAUAUUAUUUAUGACGUUUAAUGUGAUAUACAAAAACAAUUUGUUCUUUUGUUUCGUCAAGUUCAAACAGUUCGACCAAUGUUUCAAACAUUGUGUUUAUAAAUUGCUAGUGAAUUUUGUAUUAUUACUUCUAUUUUUAUUCGUAUUUUUAUUAUUGUUAUGUUAUAAUUUUUGUUGAAUGUCAUUCCUAUCAUUUUUGUUAU